CUUUUUCUCCACACGUCAAGCAUUGUCGUGGGAGCGAAAGAAGAUACUGCAGUCCCUGGAAUAUCGUCAUUGCCAUGUUGUUGCUACACGCUGUCGACGCCGUAGACGACAUUGAUGUCGCGGAAUCGUUGAUGGCCCUCACCAAGGGCGGUAUGGUACGCGACUAUGACUUGUGCGACCUCGUCGACGUCUGCGUACCGUCAGGUCCAAGCGGGUCGACCUCCUCGACGCUCCGUCACCUCACGGAACUGGCUCAACAAGAGUUCAAGUUUAUGAACAGUCCCACAGGCGUCGACGAUGCGUGGUCAUUGGUGUCGGUGACCAAGAUGGAACAAGGGCUGAAGCGAAUGAAAGUGGAAGACUUAAGUUUGGAUGGCCAUUACCUCCGCCCCAGCACAAGUUGCACCGAAGACGACGACGACGACGACCUCCACUACCAUGACACCGACCGCCAGCGAAAACUUUCUGUGUCGUCAUGGUCGUCCAGCGACAGCGAUUCGUACCAUCUUCAUGGGGACGCUACGAAGCGAAGAAUCGGGAGCUAUUCCCCCGAAGACCGGGCGGAGCGCAUCCAGCGAUACUUGGAAAAGCGAAAACAUCGGACAUGGGGGCGCAAAAUCAACUAUGGUGUGCGCAAGAACUUUGCCGAUUCGCGGUUACGAGUCAAAGGUCGGUUUGUGAAGAAGGAAGACGAGGAGCUGUUGUGCCUAUACUUGGGGAUGACAUAGCCUCAUGCUCCAGCGUGUUCUUGUCUAACGCACAGACCCACCUCCCCACCUCCGCAGUUGCAUCCUCGCACCGCCGCUCCAUUACCCCCCCCAACCAUUACUGAUAGAUAUUAUAAGAACAACCACGUAGCAUUAGCGUUAAACCCAUACUCAUGUCACGUCAGCCGUGGUGAGCUUCCUCCGACCAA
Messenger RNA from Aphanomyces astaci, 916 nucleotides. RefSeq lists its product as hypothetical. Bases 75 to 728 code for a protein of 217 amino acids. Gene Ontology annotation, biological process: regulation of flower development. The record is from RefSeq and is a predicted model, not a curated record. The transcript has a single exon. Gene Ontology annotation, molecular function: protein binding. NCBI's taxonomy places the organism in Eukaryota, Oomycota, Saprolegniomycetes, Saprolegniales, Verrucalvaceae.